ACAGGUAUUAGGAGAACGUUUUUGCACAAUAAAAGAUUGUCACCAUUGCCAUAUUUCUACAAUACAGCUUUUUCUAGGCUGCCCCAAUUUCUUAGAAUUUUAUUUUGUGAUACUAGGUUUUAGGCAUGAUGUGGGAUUUCCCCGCCACCACCCAACGAUCGAUCAUUGUAUACCAACCUGAACCUGUCGGCGAACGAAGGGUUAUACACUCGAAAGAACAAACACUAUGAUGAACAAAUCAAUGUACACAUCAACAGUGAAAAGAUUCAUCCUCGGCUAUUUGUAUUUUGGUCGAGUGAUACCAAAGUAUUACUCAGAAAAAUCCCCCAGUGUCGAAAUAUGGAAGCUGACGUUAUAAUCAAUAUGACACACCUUCAAGACCUUGAAAGGUACGAUUAAAUUGAAUGUAUUAAUAUUCUUCACUCUGCAAUUCGCAGCUCUUAGAUGCGUUUACGAUCCCAUCACUAAUAUUGAUCGACAAAUAUUUCACCUUAAAUUUUAUCGAAAUUUAGGCUACAAUGGCUGAUAUUUUGAGUGACAAAUUCAUGUUGAAAUUGGCGAAAAAAAUCGAUCCUUCGCAUGUGCCUCCACAGUAUUUGAGCACGUACUUAGAUUUCACUGGAGCCCUAGGUUCAGAUGCAGCAAUAGUGGGAAACAUGACCUUAAAUCAAGGAAAUGCAUACCAGAAGAUCUUCGGCAACUAUACGAUGAAACAUGGUCGCAAGGAGGACAGUGCCCUGAAACUCACCAAGAUGUUUCUAGAAAAUGAUAUGAAGGACUGUGCUGAUCUUGUCAAAGGAGAGUUAAAGAAGUUUGGAAUCCCAGUACCUUCAGAUGAAGAACUGACUGUCGAUCAACCAGUGUCGCUUCCCACCCCUCCACGUGACAUCCCAGGCGAGGAAUUAGAAGCCACUGGUGCAAAAACAAAGAUGGAUUGCGAAAAAAUGGAAACGGACUGAAAGGAACUGGAAGGUCUCUUUUGUGUGCGUGGGGGUUAAACUUAAUUCUAUUCGAUUUUUAUUUUAUCAUAUUUGAAAAUCUGAAUUUAUUAAUGUAAAUUUAUCUCAUUAUUUUUUCCUAUUUUUUAUUUAUUUUUCUUCCAUUAGAUGUCUAUAAUUUCGAUUUUUCGAAUCAAUGUGGAUUAAGAUUAACGUCAUUUACCCAUUAUGCCGAUUUCAAUUAAUAUACCUAAUUUUGCUACAUUUCACGCUUCAUAAUUACAAUUUCAUGGUAAUUUUAGUGAUCAAUUGUAUGUUUUAGUAUCAUGAGCAAUAGGUAGAGGAUUGCUGAAACUGCUUGAAACAUGUACGUCUUGACAUGGGCGGCAUCCAUGGGAGGGGGAGGGGCAUCUUAAUUUUGUACUGCAAUAUUUUUAUUAGAGAGAUAGCCUUGACAGUUGACACCCCAGCCUUGACGGAAACCUUAAGACAUUACCUUUGGCACACUUUGGCCUAGAAUUCACAUUGCAACUUUUUAAACUUUUGAAAUUGUAUAUUGAUUUUAUAUCAUUCAUUAUUUUCAGAUUCAGGUUGACUUUUUCAAAUCAUGUAAAUAUUGCUGUUUUAUUGUAUUUAAGGGAUGGUAGUAGUUUUUGAUGCUGCACAAAACUCACAUUCCACAUCUAUUUUCCUAUUGUAAAAAUGAUAAAUCAUUGUCGUGAAAGCUUAUUCAUUACCCGUCCAUACUUGGUGUAGCGUUGCCUGUAUUAUCAUAAUUAAAAAAGCACAGCAGUGAAUAACAAAAUAGACAAUGUUUCAUGGUUUGUAAAAAAUGUUCAUACAGUGGAAAGCCAAGGGCGUUUUACCUCCACGUAGCAGAUCAACGCGUUAUGAUAGUGUGUAGUUUGAAAAUAACAAGUCAUGGUGUUUUCAGUAUGUGGAUAUCGUGCACUUAUUAAAGCGACAUUUGGCCUACUUGGUUAUAUUCAUAUUGUGCUUGUGUAUUUUGUUAGGCCUUUUUAACUUUCAUUUUUUUUAAAUCAGGAGUUUACAUUAUGCCUUAAAACGUCAUCAGUACUAUAUAAGGUAGGAUUCAUCGCGGGAAAUUUCAACGAGUUCUCAACCAUUCAUCGUUCGUGCAUUGAAAUCCUUAGAUCAUGUAGAUGUUCAGUUUACAUAACAUAUUCAGCAUGGUUGGCAUUUUCCCCCCUUUUUAUAUACGAAAUGCUAAAAUUGAUUGAUUGAUUGAUUGUUUUUAUUUCUGCAUUCAAUGCAUCAGAUAUAAGUUUACAAGGUGACAUGUACAAAUGUAAUAUAUAUAUAAAACAAAUUAUAUAAGCAAAAGAUGGUACAUGUACAUCUUCAUUGAUCAAGCUGCAAUGCAAGUGCAGGUGCAGGGAGCAGUUGAUGUUUAUGAGUACGAUGCAUAAGAUUGAAUGGGUUUUCUUUUAGCUAUAUCUAGGAGUAUAUAGUUGAGCAUGAUUUAAUAUUGUUUGGAAAAUUGUUCCAAAUAUCGGGACCACAAUGUCUAAUGGAUUUAUGGGUUAUUAAUAACUUGGGGUUAGUGAGAUAGAUAUUUCCAGAAAUGCGGGUUUGAUAGGAGUGGACAGACCUGUUAUACAUAAACAUAUUAUCAAAGGAUGGGUGAGUUGAUUAUUGAUAUACUUGAACAUAAAGAUUGCUACUUGAAUAGAAUUUAUAUAAUUUCUUUAAAUGUUUUAAGUUUAUGAAACAGGGGGUCAGUGUGAGCUAAGUAAUGUGACCAUGUACUCAUACGGAUGGCUCUCUUUUGUAGUUUGAAGAUAGAAUUGAGUUUAAAAGAACCACAAUUAGCCCAAACGACAUCACAGUAUGUUAUAAAAGGGAGGACUAAAGAAUUGUACAAUAAGAAUAUAUGUUUUAUGAGGAAAUUAAUAAUACAAUACCUUUUGAAACGCACAAUGUAACAUGAAAUAUGUGUUGAUUCCUGAUAUAAAAAUUAAUAUAUUAUGUCACCUAAAAAUUUAUAGUUGUUUUUCUGUUCUAAUGGUGUGCCGUGGCUUUAUUGGCUUUGAACCAGUUUGAUUUUACGAUUUGUGUAUUGUAUUAAGGUCUUUGUGAAAAUAACAUUAUGUUUGUGUCGUCGGAAAAUAAGACAAAUGACAAAACUGAGGAGGUUUUGAUAAUGUCAUUAAAAUAUUGAGUAAUAAUAAAAGUGGGCCUAAAUUGGAACCUUGAGGAACGCCGCGCCGCAGCGAAUUAAAAGAGAAUCAGAAUCAUUAUUGCUAAAAGUUACAUUAUUAUAGCCUUUGAUUAUAUAAGUAAUCUUUAAACCAUGAAUGAGAUUGGCCUCGUAUAUCCCAUAAUGGUUGAGUUUAGAAAGUAACAUAUCGUUGUUAAGGAUGUCAAAUGCUUUACUAACUAAGGUCACAAUAAAUACCAAUUACGUGUUUUUUGUUAGCUCUAGAA
Molecule: messenger RNA, 3386 nt
Organism: Lytechinus pictus (painted urchin)
Lineage: Eukaryota; Metazoa; Echinodermata; Echinoidea; Temnopleuroida; Toxopneustidae
Exons: 4
Coding region: 519-959 (146 amino acids)
Source: RefSeq, a predicted model, not a curated record